GAGAGAGGAAUGAGAUUACAGUUCCAAAGAACAGUGAGAGAGGUUUCCAAAACAAAACCCAAUAUGUUCAUGAAUUGUCUGAAAUCUGAAUGAUACCCAAAAAAAUAAAAUAAAAUUCGAUUUGGGACAAAAAAAAAAAUCGAAACUUUUUGGUUUGUUUAUUUCUUUCUAUAAAUUCCCAUUUUCUCCGUUUCGUCAAAAUUCACUCUUUGUGAACCUACGAAUCCACAGACGAUUCUGUGAAUUUUAAUUGAAAAAAGCAAGCAAGCGAGUGAUGAAAAUGAGUUUCUUUUUAAUAUAAAAAAGUUUGGGUUUUUAUUAGUAUCAAAGUUGGAGGGGUCGUCUCGUCUCUGUCUCUGUGUGGGAUAGAGAUAGUUUUUGGGUUUCAAUAAAGGGACAAGGAGCGUCGACGAAAUAUUAUUACAAUAGACAAAGACGAGAGAGAGCGUCAGAGAGAGAAAAUCAAUGGAAGAGACAGCGAAGAAGAAGAAGAUGAACGAUGAUUCCAAAAAGAAGGAGCGUCAUAUUGUUACCUGGUCACAAGAGGAAGAUGAUAUACUUCGAAAGCAAAUCACUUUACAUGGAACUGACAAUUGGGCGAUCAUUGCUUCUAACUUCACUGAUAAGAGCACCAGGCAGUGUAGAAGAAGAUGGUAUACAUACUUAAACUCUGAUUUCAAGAGAGGAGGUUGGUCCCCUGAAGAAGAUACUCUUUUGUGUGAGGCACAGAGAGUGUUUGGGAACAGAUGGACUGAGAUUGCAAAAGUGGUCUCAGGCAGAACGGAUAAUGCAGUGAAGAACAGGUUCACGACACUCUGCAAGAAGAGAGCUAAGUAUGAAGCUAUGGCUAAAGACAAUAGACUUGCUUCUUGUGUCAACUCAAACAACAAAAGGAUGUUACUCCCAGAUUGUGGUGUCAGUACACCGCAGAAAGCCGAAAGCCACUCCCCUCUUGCUAAAAAGAUGAGGAGAAGUGACGCUCCAGAUCUUACAGCGUUCAGUCGCUAUGGGGAUAGAUCACACAUAAAGGUUAACUCGGGUGUGAAUCAGCAUCUCUAUGGGGAUAUAUCACAUAUAAAGGUUGAUUCGGGUGUGAAUCAGCAGAUAAGAUCUCCACUUUUGGUACUAGCCCACAAUGAGGAGAAGAAUCAAGCAGACAGUGCCAAAGAGACUGAAGGUGAGGAUAAAGAGGUGUUUCUUAAGAAGGAUGAUCCAAUGGUAACAUCUUUGAUGCAACAAGCCGAGCUUCUCAGUUCAUUGGCCCAGAAAGUUAAUGCAGAUAACACAGAACAAAGCAUGGAGAAUGCCUGGAAGGUCCUGCAAGAUUUCUUUAAUAAAAGCAAAGAGAAUGAUUUAUUCAGAUACGGACUACCUGAUAUCGAUUUCCAACUUGAGGAAUUUAAGGAUCUUGUUGAGGACUUGAGGAGUAGUAAUGAAGAUAGUCAAGCAUCUUGGAGGCAACCGGAUCUCCAUGAUUCACCUGCAAGUUCUGACUAUAGCUCAGGAUCAACUACAAUGCCGCAUUCUUCUAGUGAUCAAACCCAACAACCCAUGUCUGGUUCUCAGACAGCAACACAGGAGUUAAAUCCUACGGAGUUACUACCAGAUAAUGGGAUUGUCUCUGAUGCAACUGUGGAACCAGUGGAUUUACUUUCAACUUGUCAUGAUGUUUUCCAUAAUGAGGUUGUGCCUGUGUCGGCCGACCAACAGUUUAACUCUCCUGUUCAAGUCACUCCAUUGUUCAGAUCUCUAGCAGCAGGCAUCCCAAGCCCACAGUUCUCUGAAAGUGAGAGGAACUUUGUGCUAAAAACACUUGGUGUUGAGUCCCCAUGUCCAAGUGCUAAUCUUUCACAACCACCUCCUUGCAAAAGAGUCCUUCUUGAUAGCUUGUAAACCAAACCAAAGCUCUAAACCCAAAAAAAAACGUCCUCAAGACCGCGGUUAUGUCUCCAUGGAGCUGACAUAACUUGCAUUUCUUCUCUCUUUCUUCUUAGAUUUUCUUCAUAUAUAGGUUUUGCAGCCACAUCGGCCUGAAAAGUUUUUGUGAAGCGGGCGUGCCAUGAUCUGCAUUUUUUUUCCCUCAGUGUUCAUAAUCUAGAAUCUAGAAUGUUAAAGGUAACAUUUCUAAGUCUAGACCUGAGUUUCUCUCUCAGAUACUCAGGAUUUCAGGAGUGUCAUCACCAUACUUAAAACCCAUUUCAUCAAAGGGUUAAGAAGUAUGUGUGUUUUUUUUAAAUUAAUGACUGUGUGUAAGAAACAUUCUUUUGUUUGUUCUCCCUCUUUUAGGGUCAAAAACCCGGAUACAUAAUCCGGGUCUUUUCCUUCCCAAUGAAUUCUUGAUUUGUUGUGUUCUUGAUUCUCUGUACAGUGACCUAUAUAUUACAUUGAGAUUGGAGUUUUUGUUUCAGAGUUUAAAAAGGGAUAAACAACUGCAGAGAGGCAUCUCGCUUUUCUAUAUACAGUGAUGAAUAGAAAACAUGAAGAAGAAAAAUGAAACAUGAAGAAACAUAGGGUUUUGGAGAAUCUUCAGUUUUUUUGUUUAUGUUAGUAACUUCUCAAAGGUGUGAGGAAAAGAAGAUAGAAAAUAAGGAUAAUUUGUGGUUUCCUGUAAAACCCUUUCAGAAGAUUCAUGUGAUUUGUAAGAGAUUAUUCUGAGUUGAAGUGAUUUGAUUUUGGUGUGAA
Eruca vesicaria subsp. sativa (arugula) is the source of this 2682-nucleotide messenger RNA. NCBI's taxonomy places the organism in Eukaryota, Viridiplantae, Streptophyta, Magnoliopsida, Brassicales, Brassicaceae. The record is from the annotation of a GenBank genome assembly.